Messenger RNA from Megalops cyprinoides (Indo-Pacific tarpon), 2208 nucleotides. It is a transcript of the gene slc37a4a, whose product is annotated as solute carrier family 37 member 4a. The transcript is spliced from 10 exons. Gene Ontology annotation, cellular component: endoplasmic reticulum membrane. The record is from RefSeq and is a predicted model, not a curated record. Gene Ontology annotation, biological process: phosphate ion transmembrane transport; glucose-6-phosphate transport. The coding region runs from base 700 to 2055 and encodes 451 amino acids. Gene Ontology annotation, molecular function: glucose 6-phosphate:phosphate antiporter activity. Lineage: Eukaryota; Metazoa; Chordata; Actinopteri; Elopiformes; Megalopidae.
UCACAAACCAAUUUUAGGAGAGAGUUCCUGACCUGGAGCAUUACUGUAACAGCAGGAGAAGUACAAACCAAAGAGAGGUGUUCCUCUGUGCUGCUUUGCAGGGUUCCCCCAAGUGCAAGAAGCUGUCACCAUUGGACUCCCCAAUGAAUCAUUAACUGGCCACAACCUCUGCAUAGUCCACAGAGCAAACAGCCGAGUGCAGGACAAAGGGACCUGUCUGGAACGAGAGAAAACCAGGGCAGGAAAGUGGAAAAAGGGGAAGACAAGAAGAGGGGGCCUGAGGGAAAUGACAAAAAAGCCAGGGCACCUCCAUUUUGCUUUGGGCAUCGAGGGGCAAACUAACAAAUAAAAGGAGCAAAACGCAGUGUGGAUUAAACUUUAGCAGUACCAUUCUAAAUGUCUUUUGUCUUUCUGUGUUGCCUCUGAUAAAAUAACAUGAAUGGGGCCCAGAGUACACUUUGAGCAGCAAAGUUGACCAUUAACCCCAUCAUUGAUUGCAGCAUUGUUCUCCGUGCACCCAGGUCUGCACCGUAAACCGGGUUGUGACACAAAGUUCACAGCCCUUCUCCACACAAGCACUAAUCCCUUUGCCUGGAGAACAGGAGGAGAGAGUGGUGUUUUUUGCAGCUGCUCUUGUUUUAUUUCCACUUAUUUUAAUUCCACUUGGGCACAUUGUCUCACUGACUGGCUGCUGAAAUCAUGGGAGCCAUGGGGUACGGGUACUACCGCGCCACUAUCUUCAUGGCCAUGUUCAUGGGCUACACACUGUAUUACUUCAACAGGAAGACAUUCUCUUUCGUGAUGCCUUCUGUAAUGCAGGAGAUCAUGCUGGAUAAGGACGACCUGGGUCUGAUCACCAGCAGCCAGUCGCUCGCCUAUGCCAUCAGCAAGUUCAUCAGCGGUGUGCUGUCGGACCAGAUCAGUGCUCGCUGGCUCUUCUCCAUUGGCCUCUUCUCGGUGGGCACCAUCAACGUGGUCUUCUCCUGGUCAUCCACGGUCACCGUGUUUGCAUGGCUGUGGUUCCUCAACGGGCUGGGCCAAGGGCUGGGAUGGCCCCCAUGCGGCAAGGUGUUGCGUAAGUGGUUUGAGCCAUCUCAGUUUGGGACAUGGUGGGCAGUGCUGUCCUGCAGCAUGAACCUGGCCGGGGGGCUGGGCCCCAUCAUUGCCACAGUGAUGGCUCAGAGCUACAGCUGGAGGGCCACGCUCUCCGUGUCCGGCUUCACCUGCCUGGCUGUCGCAUGCCUCUGCCUUCUGCUCAUCAAAAACGAGCCCAGAGAUGUGGGCCUGCCCAACAUUGAACCUGGGACCAAGAAGGGCAAAGCAGGUACAUCUGGUGAUGAGAGUACUUUGAAAGAGUUCCUCUUGUCCCCUUACCUGUGGGUGCUGUCUGUGGGCUACCUGGUGGUGUUUGGUGUGAAGACUGCCUCUACUGACUGGGGUCAGCUCUUCCUCAUCCAGGAGAAGGGCCAGUCUGCACUCAUGGGCAGCUCCUACAUGAGUGCCCUUGAAAUUGGGGGAUUGGUUGGCAGCGUCUCCGCAGGGUACCUCUCGGACAGGGCCGUGGCUCAGCAAGGCCUUCGUAGCCAUGGUAACCCCCGUCACAGUCUCCUGCUCUCCAUGAUGGCUGGGAUGUUUGUGUCCAUGUAUCUCUUCCGUGUCACAGUCACCCCAGAAAGCCCCAAGGAUGCUCCAGUCCGGGUGGUGGCUCUUCAUCCUCUGUCUAUACUCACUGGUUUAACAGAACAAGAGGUUUGGAUUCUUACUUUAGGGGCAGUAUUUGGCUUCUCCUCCUAUGGACCAAUUGCUUUGUUUGGGGUGAUAGCCAAUGAAAGCGCCCCUUCAAACUACUGUGGAACGUCACAUGCCAUUGUAGCUCUGAUGGCCAACGUUGGUGGUUUCCUCUCGGGACUCCCAUUCAGCACCAUUGCUAAGCAGUACAGCUGGGACACAGCCUUCUGGGUUGCAGAGAUGACCUGUGCCCUGACCACUGUGUGCUUCUUCCUUCUGCGCAACAUCCGCACCAAGAUGGGCCACGUGCCCAAGAAGGACGACUGAGGGCCUUGUCAAAUGAUUCUUAACAGCCAAUGUCUGAGGAGUGUUUUAUCCUGAGUAUCACAAUAUCGCAACAGAGGCUAGGUUUUCCGAAAUGAGAUUUUAUAUGAUUGGAAUAGUAUAAGUAUAUUCUUUUGAGACCAUUUUUUUCUUAAU